GGAUUCAGUGAUAGAUUCCCCGUUUGUGGGGAAGCAUCGCAGCAAGAUUGCCUCGUAGUUUGUGACUUGAGAUUUAAUACAUAAGUUGGUCAAUUAUUUAAAAGUUAAUUUUUGUUAUAAAAUAAAAUUCUGUAGGAAUAUUAAGCCUGCUUUUUUUGAGAAAUCAAUCGUCCUUUUUUCCACCUGGAGGAAAUCCACCCGUGGUUCGAGAACCAAGUCAUCACUUAUUUAUGACUUGAUUAAUAUCGAGUAUGAAAAUCAUUCUGGCUAGAUUUUCUUCAACCCUGCCAAUGCCGAUUGCGAGUAUGAGUACUCUGACAAUUCCUAAGCCAUUGCCACACACAACUCAUCUUUUUGGAUUCAUUGACAUUUAUACAAUGUUUAUACUGAAAAUUUCAACGAAAAUCAAGCAAAGAGAAAUUAAUAGUUACAAUGGAGCUCAAUCUCCGGACCACAACGGAUUGGAAAAAUUUUGGAAAUAAGCAAUUUGUCCUGAAAAGGUACGGUGACGCUUUGAAAGCGUACAAUGUCGGACUGACGCUCUGCAACAAUGAAGACCUCGAUCUCUUAACCAACCGAGCAGCUGCUUAUCUGAAUCUGGAACAUUUCAAUAAAGCUCUCGAAGACACGAAUCGUGUCCUGAGUUCGCAACCAAAUCAUCCCAAAGCCAUUUACCGGAAGGCGAAGGCGUUAUGUGGACUUUCAAAGUGUGAGGAAGCCAUACAAUUUUUGAAAUCGGCAAUAUCCAGACAAAACAAUAAGAAGCCGAGUAAGGAGCUCUCCGAUCUGUUGGAGAAAGCUGAAAUUAUGAGAGAACAACAGAUCACUUUGGAAUACGAUGUUACAGAGCAUUUCACCAACUACUUCUUCAGAAUUGACAACUGGUCCGAAUAUUAUGGACCGGUUGAGGUGCAAGUUAUUCCAGGCAAAGGAAGAGGUCUUGUCGCCACGGAAGACAUUGCAGAAGGUAAACUAAUAUUUUGCUCGAGAGCAUUCGCAAUCGAAUUUCAUGAUCCAGAAAGCGAUUCGGAAACUGCUGAAGAUUUUAUUAAAAAUGAUAAAGAAAUCACGUCCUUGCAUGACGACAGAACCUGCCUCUUGAUUCAAAAGAUUUACGAUAGGAUACAACAAGAUCCUGAACUUGGGAAGAAUAUCUACCAAUUAUUUGCUGGACCUAAUCUCGAAAGACUCGACCCAUCCAAAGAUGACUGCUCCAUCCCAGACGCUCGACGAAUAUCCGGCAUCAUCCGAUACAACUGUUUCGCCAACAGUGAUGAUAACACUGACGCUGAAAAAUCCAGUGGAAUCUGGACCCUCCCAUCAUUCUUUAACCAUCGCUGCAUCGGACAAAACUGCACUUGGAAAAUCUUUGGAAAUUUUAUCAUGAUCCGUGCUUGUCGAUUGAUAAGAAAAGGAGAAGAGCUUCAAAUAUCGUACGCUAGUCCAACAUGGACAUACAAAGUCCGCCAAGGCCUACUAAUAGACCGCUUGGGUUUCCGGUGUGACUGCGAACUUUGUGUUUCAGAUCGAUCACUGCCCAAAGAAGUGAUCGUUGUACGAGAAAGACUUCAAAAUUUGGCUUUGAAACAGUCGGUAGAUUUUGUGGGGCUGAAUCCUGACGCUGAUCCAGCCCUGAUUUAUAAAAAGUUUCAAGAGUCCAGUUCACUCCUCAUCGAGAUUUUGCAAAGACUGGAAGACAUGCAUCCAAAUCAUGGGAUGCUGAACGUGCUCAUUCUCGACUGUCUGCAACAACUGGGUAUGAAAUACUUCGGGGUUGGUGAGUAUGAAAAGGCUGCAAACUACAUGCAGAGAGCUCAUGCCAUAAUGAAAGCGGUUGUACUUCCGCAUGGAGCAGUGGAAACGGGGCUUUGGAUUGUAGGGUCUUAUUUGCAAAUGGGGGACAUCAAAAAGGCGAAACAUUUUAUCCAAGUACUGAAAAAGGACGCGAUGCUAGCUCACGGGACGCUUAAGACGCUCAAAAUGCUCGGCGAAUGGGUAAUUGUCGCGAUGGAAGAACAUAACAUCCCACUUUGACCGUUCUUCAGAGACGAGUUCAGUCGUAUUUAUGGUGAUAAUAUGCACCAACAAGAUAAUUAACUUAAUUUUAGGAGAAACCCUUUAUUCCACUUUUGUAACAUGAAAGAAAACCUGUAAUAUCAUAGAAGUACAAAUAAAUACGUUGUGAAAAUGUCACAAAUUACAGUGGG
This is a messenger RNA of Folsomia candida, 2207 nucleotides long. RefSeq lists its product as uncharacterized. Lineage: Eukaryota; Metazoa; Arthropoda; Collembola; Entomobryomorpha; Isotomidae. The record is from RefSeq and is a predicted model, not a curated record. The transcript has 7 exons. The coding region runs from base 433 to 2034 and encodes 533 amino acids. Gene Ontology annotation, molecular function: protein binding.